Molecule: messenger RNA, 1301 nt
Organism: Rubroshorea leprosula
Lineage: Eukaryota; Viridiplantae; Streptophyta; Magnoliopsida; Malvales; Dipterocarpaceae
Source: the annotation of a GenBank genome assembly
UUCAUGGUCAACAGAUUGCGGCAGGAGAUAAGAGUUCAGUUCUCACCAUUGGAUUUCACUAUGAGAUCGUAUUUGUGGAGCUUCUGUAUGUUUUUGGAGAAGAAAGUCAAUGGUUGCCACUUAUUGGAUUCCUCAUCUUCUGCUCACUCUGUUUCUCUUCCUCACUUCCUCUCCUGCAAUCCGUGGUAAAUAUGACCAAGUUUACAGGGACGAACUCUUGAGCUCUGCCCAACAAGACAAAGAUUGGUUAGUCUCAAUAAGGAGGAAAAUUCAUGAGAACCCAGAACUAGGUUUCCAAGAACACAACACCAGCGCUCUCAUCCGCCGAGAACUCGACAAACUUGGCAUCCCUUACACAUACCCAUUUGCAAAAACUGGCGUUGUUGCCCAAAUCGGUUCUGGUUCUCACCCCGUCGUAGCUCUCCGGGCCGACAUCGACGCUCUCCCCAUGCAAGAACUUGUUAAGUGGGAGCACAAGAGCAAAAUCGAUGGCAGAAUGCAUGCAUGUGGGCAUGAUGUUCAUACUACAAUGCUACUUGGUGCUGCGAAGUUGCUUAAUCAACGCAAGGAUAGGCUUAAGAAGAGGAGAAGUAAUGCAACAUGGACUUCCAAUUAUAUGUCAAAUAAAGAGGAAACAAUUACUAAUGUCCAAAAGGGAAACUGGAUUUUUAAUGAUUCUUCCUUGGAUCACAUGUAGUAUGGUUAUUCUUGGAUAGGUUCUGCAAUUUCCAGUAAUAAUAAGGCCAGUCCUUAUUAUUGUUAGUAAUGUACAUCUUUGCAAAAGUGUUUGGGAGUGAGAAAAGUGUUGAAUUUGAUAUUUGACAAAGAUGGAGAGUGGUAGAAUAAUUUAGGGAUACGAAUUCUUCAUUUCUUCUUCAAAAUUGCAGGAAAUAAAACACGGUUAUUAUUAGCACUUGCAUAAACACUGUCUAUACUUUAUAGUGUUAAAAGAACUAGAGAUGAACAAUGUUUUAUGUAUAUAUAUAUAUAUAUAUAUAUAUGAUGAACAUUGUUUGGUAUAAAUGUUUGAUUCUAUUAAUUUUAGAUCUAGAUAAUGUUGUUCAAGGAAUUGAUAUUAUGAUUGGCAUAGAUAACUGAUCAUUUUGAAGUUAUAGAAAAAGUCCGUCUUCAUGUCCACAAGAUUGUGUUCCCCUUAAGCUGUGCUUUCCAAAAUUAUUUGCAUUGUAGAGCUUUUUCUAUAAAGAUGCAAUUUAAGUAUAUUGAGUUAGACAACACAAGAAAAAGAAAGGGGGCCUAAAUUGCUAAUCUGAAACUACUCUUGGGCAGUCAACCAUGACCUU